Molecule: messenger RNA, 1451 nt
Organism: Silurus meridionalis
Lineage: Eukaryota; Metazoa; Chordata; Actinopteri; Siluriformes; Siluridae
Product: calpain-8-like
Exons: 10
Coding region: 98-1126 (342 amino acids)
Biological process (GO): proteolysis
Cellular component (GO): cytoplasm
Molecular function (GO): calcium-dependent cysteine-type endopeptidase activity
Source: RefSeq, a predicted model, not a curated record
ACACACACACACACACACACACACACAGAACUGACAGACGAGAGGCAGCACUCAGGUGUACACACACACACACACACACUCACUCAGGUUUCUCCACAUGGCUCCUCAGAAGAAUAAACGCCGCAGGGUGAUUGAGGCCAGUUCUCACUUAAGCCCGCAGAACUUCCAGGACCAGGAUUUCCUAAAGCUGCGUCAGAAAUGUCUGGAUCAGAAAGUCAAGUUUGUGGACGAUAAGUUUCCUGCAGAUCGGCGCUCCAUCGGCUCGGGCCUGCUGCCCCUCCAAACUGCAGCUAAAGUGGUGUGGAAGAGACCUUCGGAGCUUGUGGAGAACCCGUGUCUUAUAGUAGAUGGAGAGUCCAGGUUUGAUUACUCUCAGGGAGAUCUGGGAAACUGCUGGUUUUUGGCUGCGAUUGGAGCGAUUACAUUCCAGAAGGACAUCAUGGAUCAAGUCGUUCCUGUUGAUCAGUCGUUUGAAAAGGAUUAUGCAGGGAUAUUUCAUUUCAGGUUCUACAGGAACGGUCAGUGGGUGGAUGUUGUGGUAGAUGACCAGUUACCAACAAUCAAUGGGAAGCUGAUCUUCGUUCACUGCAAAACCUGUAAUGAGUUCUGGCCUGCGCUGCUGGAGAAAGCCUACGCCAAAGUGUGUGGCUCCUACGCUGCACUCAAUGGUGGGUUUAUAUCCGAUGGUCUCCACGAUUUUACCGGCGGAACGUACAAAACAUUCGAGCUGAUGAAGGCUUCUGAUAACCUCUGGGAUCUGAUGGAACAGGCGGUGAAGCGCAGAGCUGUAAUGGGGUGUGGAACACCGCUUGGGGCCACUUCUGCUAACACUGUGCUUCCCAAUGGCAUCGUGGAGGGACACGCCUACACCAUCAGUGGUGUUACCAAGGUGAAGGUUCAGAAUAAGGUGGUGAAACUGGUCAGGCUGCUGAACCCGUGGGGAAAAGGCGAGUGGAAGGGAGACUGGAGUGAUAAGUCGCCUUUAUGGAAGCAGGUGAGCAAGCAGGAUCGGGAAACGUGGCUGGAGGAUAAAAACAACGGAGAGUUUUGGAUGUCGAUGGAGGAUUUCUGCAAGAGUUAUGAUGAGCUGGAUAUCUGCUCUAUUGGUGUUGACUUCCUCAUUUAACCCACAGCACACUGUCUAUAUUUUAUAAAAUAAAAGACCACAGAGCUGUACUGUGUUUCACCUCUGUCCAUUUCAUUUUCGACAUUCAAAAAUCUACAUUAUAAGAAGAUCAGUUUUGUUGAAAUGUAGAUCAUUGUUUAAAGUCAUGAAGUAAGUGGACUGUAAUGUAGUAAUGUGCACUGAACAUGGUGAGUUCCUCCCUACACUCCCCUCUCCAGCACCUUGCUGAGAUUUAGGGGUAUUUCUGUCUACAACUGCAGUGUGAUUAUGAACCUGUCAAUCAUGACAUCAUGGAUUUUAAAUAAAGUCCUAUUUCUAUUCAGGA